This is a messenger RNA of Coffea eugenioides, 2750 nucleotides long. Its product is annotated as adagio protein 1. Gene Ontology annotation, molecular function: protein binding. The coding region runs from base 303 to 2201 and encodes 632 amino acids. Gene Ontology annotation, cellular component: cytosol; nucleus; SCF ubiquitin ligase complex. The transcript is spliced from 2 exons. Lineage: Eukaryota; Viridiplantae; Streptophyta; Magnoliopsida; Gentianales; Rubiaceae. The record is from RefSeq and is a predicted model, not a curated record. Gene Ontology annotation, biological process: response to blue light; circadian rhythm.
CAACCGUAGACUCAGCGCCCAAUUCACACCGAAUUUCUGCUCCGAUUUUGCCACUCUUCUGUGGAUCGGUCUUUUCUUUUGUUUUCUACCCUUGCUAAUAUUUGCCCCAUCUUCCCUACCACUCAUUCAUUUUCCUCAACCCACAUAACAGAAGCCCCUCUCCCAAACCCCCUCACCAGAAACAAACCCAACCCUAAAUAACUCGAACUCUCCCAACUCAAUUCACCCUUAUUUCUCACCCCUUUUGAACCCUUCAAGCAAUCAUUACUGGUAAUUGUUGAUAUCAUCAGUAUUAUGGGUUGAUGAUGGAGUGGGACAGUAAUUCUGAUGCAAGUGGAGAUGAUGAAUUUGUGGAAUACGAGGAGGAGGAAGAUGAAGUAGAGGUUGGAUUUGGGUCGAAUGGUUUUUUGUUCAGCGGUGGUGGAAAUGGUGGUAGUGGCCCUUUGCCGUUUCCUGUGGACUCAUUGCUCCAGCCUGCCCCUUGUGGCUUUGUGGUUACUGAUGCUUUAGAGCCCGACCACCCCAUUAUUUAUGUCAAUUCUGUGUUCGAGAUGGUCACCGGUUACCGGGCCGAAGAGGUCCUCGGCCGCAACUGUCGUUUCUUGCAAUGCAGAGGCCCUUUCGCUAAGCGAAGGCAUCCGUUGGUGGAUUCUAGUGUUGUUGCUGAUAUUAGAAGAUGCCUUGAGGAAGGAGUUGAGUUUCAAGGGGAAUUGUUAAAUUUUAGGAAAGAUGGAUCUCCCUUGAUGAAUAGAUUGCGUAUGACACCAAUAUAUGGAGAUGAUGAGGCAAUAACACAUAUUAUUGGUAUACAGUUCUUUACAGAAGUAAAUCUUGAUCUGGGUCCACUUCCUGGAUCAGUAAGGGAGUCUGCAAGAUCAUGCGAUAAAUUCCGCUCUAGCCUUUCUACUUUUGGACCAGUUUCAGAUGGGAAAUACAAUAUAAAUCGAGGGCUGUGUGGGAUUUUUCAGUUGAGCGAUGAAGUUAUAUCUCUCAAAAUUCUUGCACGGUUAACUCCAAGAGAUAUUGCAUCUGUUGGCUCUGUCUGUAUGAGGUUUUAUGAGUUGACAAAGAAUGAAGAUCUUUGGCGAAGGGUCUGUCAAAAUGCAUGGGGCAGUGAAACAACUCGAUUGUUGGAGGCAGUACCUGGGGCUAAGCGACUUGGAUGGGGUAGAUUGGCAAGGGAACUUACCACUCUUGAAGCAGCAGCCUGGAGGAAACUAACUGUUAAAGGUGCAGUUGAACCUUCUCGUUGUAACUUCAGUGCAUGUGCAGUUGGGAACCGUGUGGUUCUUUUUGGUGGAGAAGGGGUUAACAUGCAACCUAUGAACGAUACUUUUGUCUUGGAUUUGAAUUCAAGCAGCCCCGAGUGGCAACAUGUGAAAGUAAGCUCUCCGCCUCCUGGACGCUGGGGUCACACGCUUUCUUGUGUGAAUGGAUCUCAUCUAGUUCUUUUUGGGGGUUGUGGGACUCAGGGUUUGCUUAAUGAUGUAUUUGUGUUGGAUUUGGACGCCAAGCAUCUGACAUGGCGUGAGAUAUCCAGUUUAGCUCCUCCCCUGCCAAGGUCUUGGCAUAGCUCCUGCACUCUUGAUGGGACCAAGUUGAUAGUGUCUGGUGGUUGUGCAGAUUCUGGAGUACUCCUGAGUGACACUUUUCUCCUUGAUCUCUCAAUGGAGAAGCCUAUCUGGCGAGAGAUACCAGUCACAUGGACUCCACCAUCUCGUUUGGGCCAUACUCUCUCUGUUUAUGGUGGGAGGAAAAUUUUGAUGUUUGGGGGUCUUGCCAAAAGUGGUCCUUUGCGUUUUAGAUCAAGUGAUGUGUUCACCAUGGAUUUGAGUGAGGACGAACCAUGUUGGAGAUGUGUAACAGGCAGUGGGAUGCCUGGUGCUGGAAAUCCUGGUGGAAUUGCUCCGCCUCCAAGACUUGAUCACGUUGCAGUGAGCCUCCCUGGGGGCAGAAUCUUGGUCUUUGGGGGUUCAGUUGCUGGUCUUCACUCAGCUUCCCAGCUCUAUAUUCUUGACCCUACAGAGGAAAAGCCUACAUGGAGGAUUCUGAAUGUACCUGGUAGACCACCUAGAUUUGCAUGGGGACAUAGUACCUGUGUUGUUGGAGGCACUAGGGCCAUAGUCCUUGGGGGUCAAACUGGGGAGGAGUGGAUGCUCGGUGAGCUUCAUGAGCUAUCAUUGGCGAGCAACAUUAACUGAUUUGGGAAAUAACGAGUGAAUAACUCAGCAGCUAUCAAACCGGAAUAUAGAAGGAGCUUUCCUAUCUCAAGAAGCAUGAUUCUUUGAGCAUCCACUUUGUAGAGGUUACUUUUCCCUUGUAGAAACACAGGCAUCUAUUGCUGUGGUACGUGAACUCUUCUGCUGUGCCCGUCUUUUGUGCAGUUUCGGUAUAUCACAAGGGAUAUUCAAAUCUGCUUGACCUGCGUUUAAUUUUGUGAGAUUUGUUUUGGUUGUUCUUCUGAAAUCAUUUCAGGUCAUCACCCUUUCUAGGCUAGAUAGAGCAAUAGGGUACUAUAUGUAGGCUUAGAGUAUCUUGUAUGCCCAUGUGUUGUUGUGAUUCAGGUUCUGUAAGUUGAAACCCAGGAAAGGAGCAUUUGAAAAAUGAUGAAAAGUGUAAACCGAAGUAUGGGGUUUGUCUAUGACAUUUGCUACACUGGGAUUUUUGCCCCUACCAUGUUUUAUAUAGCACAUUCAUGUCAUAACACCCUGAUGUAUUGGCUGUUGUGCCCAUGAACCGUUUCAUCUUUA